Messenger RNA from Owenia fusiformis, 1245 nucleotides. The record is from the annotation of a GenBank genome assembly. NCBI's taxonomy places the organism in Eukaryota, Metazoa, Annelida, Polychaeta, Sabellida, Oweniidae.
GGUAGUAUUGUGUAUCUGCCACGCAGGAAGAGUGAGAGCAUCAUGUGAUUGCAAGCUAAGUGCAACUAUAACACCAAUAAAGCCAGAGAUCAUCAACUCAAGACUGGAUGCGCAAGAUGCCAUAAUUGACAGUGUUGCAGACAAGUACCAAACAUUACUCCAGGACAAUCAGCUAAAACUUGAGCGAUUGAAGAAUGCCAAAAAAGAUGCAGAGCUUGGGACAGAUAUUGUGUAUAAUUUAGCAAAUGAUUGUGCCAAGAAUGGCAAGUUACGCUGCAUUGAAUCUGGAGAGUGCAUUCAUUUACUCCAGGGCUGUGAUGGGGUGGUUGACUGUUUAGAUGGCUCGGAUGAAGAAAAUACAACAUGUGUGAAUCCUUUGAAACCUGGUGGAAAGUAUCAAGCUAUACUUCCAAAAACUCAGACCUGUUUCCCAGAUGCUGCAUCUUUUGUUAGGAUUAUUGUAAUCAUCAACAGUAUAGUGACCAGUGAACAUCUUCCCCAGUAUAUUGUUGGCACUAUCUCUGGGGAUUAUUCAUUCACUGACAAAGAGGGGAGACAGAUUACUGGUGCUGUACCAGCAACAUAUACCUACCACAUAGCCUCAGGUGAAGCGAGGGUGAAAUAUAUGAAUGAUCGCUAUAAAUUUACGGGGCAUGCAUUUUUGCCUUAUUUCCUUGGUUCAACACCAAUCAGCGGUGCCUAUUACCAUGGGCAUGAUUUAAAGGAGGUUUGCUCAGAUGCAGUUUGGUACCGUGUUGCUUAAUUCAUCAUAAGCCAAUGCGGGAUUAGUUAAAUGCACAUGUGGACAAUGCAUACUAAUCUGAACCAAACCUUUAAUUGACUUAAACACUGAUUCAAGAAAAAUAAAGUUAUCCAGCCAGCACUCUUAAAAUCAGAUAUUGUAAUGAUGGCAACAAAAAGCUUUACUUCAAAUUAUUUUGCAAACUAUCAAAUGUAAAAUGUGAAACGAAUUACUGCUGAAUAAAACACAAUUGAUACCAGAACCACAACAAACUGAAUACAAAUAUUUUAUAAAUAUGCGUUCAUGCAGUUAGUCUAGAUCUCUGAUCUAUGAGGUUGUAUAAAAAUGCAUCAUUGACAUCUUGUUCUAGUAUAGCUCCCUUCCUCAUAAUGGAGUGUAUUAUUAGUAUAGUAUACAUACAACUGUAAUAAACUUGUACAAAUAUGUACAAAUAAAUGAUUUGAUGAUAGAUGGUUAAAUGAUUUAGAGAUUCUUAGUAUUAC